Thecamonas trahens ATCC 50062 is the source of this 1033-nucleotide messenger RNA. Its product is annotated as transcription elongation factor S-II. Gene Ontology annotation, molecular function: nucleic acid binding; zinc ion binding. The record is from RefSeq and is a predicted model, not a curated record. Bases 16 to 924 code for a protein of 302 amino acids. NCBI's taxonomy places the organism in Eukaryota, Apusomonadida, Apusomonadidae. Gene Ontology annotation, biological process: DNA-templated transcription. Gene Ontology annotation, cellular component: nucleus. The transcript is spliced from 2 exons.
AGACGGAUAGCAGUUAUGGCAAAGUCCGGGACAGUGGCGACGGUGAUGGGGAUCAACAUGGACCUCAAGUCGCUUGUGAGCGACGCAACGGCCAAGGAGCGUGUGCUGGACAUGCUUGUGCAGCUGGAGAGCGAGCCUGUGACGGUGGAGGUGCUGAAGAAGACCAAGGUAGGCCACACGGUGAACAUGCUGCGCAAGCACGAAGUGCCCGAGGUCCGGACCAAGGCCAAGAGACUCCUGGCUUCGUGGCGGGCGAUGUACUCUGGCUCCAAGUCGCCGGCGACGCCGCCGGGGCAAAAGUCGUUCAAGCGCAUGGCGCCGCCGGCAAGCGCAAAGGUAGCGGCAGCCAAGCCCGAGGCGGGAGCGGAGGCGAAGCCUGCCAGCAAGGUCCGUGCGGACAACAAGGCGGUGAGCAGCGGGACGUAUGCGACAACCGGAGUGCGUGCGCGCGACUUUAUGCGCAAGCUCUUCUUUGAGGGACUCGGCAAGACGGCCGAGGGCGGUCAGGAGCGCACGCCAGCGGAGGUGGCGGUGGCGAUCGAGGAGGCGAUGUUUGCUGCUGAGGGCGAGGACGUGACUGCCGACUACAAGCGACGCGGGCGGGCGAUUGCGGCGGUGCUCCGCGACGAGAAGAACCCGCUGCCGCUGCAACUGCUGCAGGGCUCGAUGUCGACCGAGAUGUUCAUGGGCCUCUCGGACGAGGAUCUUGUCAACCCGGAUGUGCGCGACACGAUCAAGGCGGCCAAGAUCCAGGGCGACAAGGACAUGGCUAUGGCCGAGGUGAUGGCGGAGACGGACAUGUUCAAGUGCGGCAAGUGCAAGGAGCGCAAGUGCACAUACUACCAGUUGCAGACGCGGUCUGCGGAUGAGCCGAUGACGGUCUUUGUCACUUGCACCAACUGCGGGAACAAGUGGCGGUGCUGAGGACGAGGGUGUUACUCGGCAUCGUCGGCCUCUGCCGUCGACUUUGCGGUGGCGAGCAUGGCAUCGAGGGCAGCGUCGACGUCGGCGGCGCCGUCGAGCCAGCCAGCCG